Cicer arietinum (chickpea) is the source of this 1004-nucleotide messenger RNA. Its product is annotated as V-type proton ATPase 16 kDa proteolipid subunit. The record is from RefSeq and is a predicted model, not a curated record. NCBI's taxonomy places the organism in Eukaryota, Viridiplantae, Streptophyta, Magnoliopsida, Fabales, Fabaceae. Gene Ontology annotation, molecular function: proton-transporting ATPase activity, rotational mechanism. Gene Ontology annotation, biological process: proton transmembrane transport. Gene Ontology annotation, cellular component: proton-transporting V-type ATPase, V0 domain.
GAUAAAAUAAUAAUUUUGCAAAUAAGUAAAGAUGAGAAUGAUAUGAUAUAGGGGAGUGUGAUUAUAGAAGAAGCAAAAUCAAAGGCAGAAAAGGGUAGACCGACGAGUGAGAGAAAGAAUUAGCGAUCAGAGAUCAACAGAUCGGAAAAAUGGCUCCAUUCAGUGGCGACGAAACUGCUCCUUUCUUCGGCUUUCUCGGAGCCGCCGCGGCUCUCGUUUUCUCCUGUAUGGGUGCGGCUUACGGAACAGCGAAGAGUGGCGUCGGUGUUGCAUCGAUGGGAGUGAUGAGACCUGAACUCGUUAUGAAAUCGAUCGUACCCGUUGUUAUGGCUGGUGUCUUAGGUAUCUACGGUUUGAUUAUUGCGGUUAUCAUAAGUACUGGAAUUAAUCCAAAGGCUAAAUCUUAUUAUCUAUUUGAUGGUUACGCACAUCUUUCUUCUGGUCUCGCUUGUGGUCUUGCUGGUCUCUCCGCUGGUAUGGCCAUCGGCAUCGUCGGUGAUGCCGGCGUUAGAGCAAAUGCUCAACAGCCAAAGCUUUUUGUUGGAAUGAUUCUCAUCCUCAUUUUUGCUGAGGCGUUGGCAUUAUACGGACUCAUUGUCGGCAUCAUCUUAUCUUCCCGUGCUGGCCAAUCCAGGGCUGAAUAAAUGUUAUCUUUCUCAUUGGUGGUGGUUUACAUAGCCACAUAUUGUGAAUGUCACUGCGGAGUUGGCUUUGGUAAUGUCAGUAGACUGAUUGCUGCUUUUUAUUAUUCAUGUUAUUCUAUUUAUUUAUGUACUUAUAAAGUUGAGGUUAUCUAGGACCAUGAAUAAAGCUUUUCUCUGGGCAUCAUUAGUUUUUAAUUAUAUAUGCUCAAUAGAUCAGAGGUCUAUAUACUUAGACAGAUGUUUGUUUUGAUUUGUUUUGAUUCCAUAACUUAUUAUAUCGUUUUGUGCUCUUCAAAAUGUAUCUCCCAAACAACCCAGACCUUUCAUUUAUAUUAUUUUAUUCAAUAUGAUCUCUCUUUA